UUUUCUUUUUGUUUUGCUCACUCCACUUCUUUUGCUUGUUUGCUUUGCAGCCCUCGCUUGUUCCUUUAGAGAUGAGGCAAAUCCUCCAGACUUCGUACGUCGACAUCCCGGAGAACGUCAAGGUUGCCGUCAAGGCCCGCAACGUUAAGGUCACCGGCCCCCGUGGUGCUCUUGAGCGCGAGUUCAAGCACCUCAACGUCGAGAUGCACAUGCUCAACGCUGGCCGCCGCGUCCGCGUCGACAUGUGGUUCGGCAACCGCAAGGAGCUCGCUUGCGUCCGCACCCUGACCUCGCACAUCAACAACAUGAUCAAGGGUGUCACUGAGGGCUUCGAGUACAAGAUGAAGUUCGUCUACGCACAUUUCCCCAUCAACGUCAACGUUAUCGAGAACAAGACCAAGAUGGAGAUCCGCAACUUCAUCGGCGAGAAGGUCGUCCGCACCGUCGCCAUGAUCCCCGGCGUCACCGUCGAGCAGCAGGAGAACGUCAAGGAUGAGAUCGUCCUCCGCGGCAACAGCGUUGAGGAUGUCUCCCUCUCCGCCGCUGUCAUCCAGCAGUCCGUCAAAGUCCACAACAAGGAUAUCCGCAAGUUCCUCGACGGUAUCUACGUGUCGUCCACCGGCAGCAUCUCUGUUAAGGGCAAGUAAACAGUGCCUUUCGAAUUGUAUGCGAAGUCUCCUUCUCCUGGCAACGCCCUGGUCCUUGCUUUGUCGUGUGUCCUUGAUUUCGUCGUCCCUGUAACUUGUUUUUCCUUAAAACCAUGCACUUUUUCCUGGCUGUUCACUGCAACAAUACAUGACGAGUGUAAAAUUUCAUCGUUGGAUGCUG
Capsaspora owczarzaki ATCC 30864 is the source of this 828-nucleotide messenger RNA. Its product is annotated as 60S ribosomal protein L9. Lineage: Eukaryota; Filasterea; Ministeriida; Capsasporidae. The transcript has 2 exons. The coding region runs from base 72 to 647 and encodes 191 amino acids. Gene Ontology annotation, biological process: cytoplasmic translation. Gene Ontology annotation, molecular function: rRNA binding; structural constituent of ribosome. Gene Ontology annotation, cellular component: cytosolic large ribosomal subunit; ribosome. The record is from RefSeq and is a predicted model, not a curated record.